Molecule: messenger RNA, 1257 nt
Organism: Aspergillus nidulans FGSC A4
Lineage: Eukaryota; Fungi; Ascomycota; Eurotiomycetes; Eurotiales; Aspergillaceae
Product: alpha/beta hydrolase
Exons: 2
Coding region: 1-1257 (418 amino acids)
Source: RefSeq, a predicted model, not a curated record
AUGUCAAUUCGUAAACAUAUGUCGCAUUUCCGAGUAAUCGAGCACACAGUCCGGGCUCAUCAUAUUCGAGAGCGCCUGGGCGCAGUCAAACCAGGCCACGAAAAUGAGCUCAGACUUGCCGUAAAGCAGUACAUUCCGCUUGAUAAUCCAGAUCCAAAAGAUGGUGAUGUCACCUUGAUCGGGGCGCAAGCAAAUGGCUUCCCAAAGGAGCUGUAUGAGCCUCUGUGGGACGAUAUAUACGAACGACUGCGAAGCCACAAUCGCCGCAUCAGAUCCAUCUGGAUCGCGGACGUUAUGCAACAAGGACAGAGUGGUAUCAUGAAUGAGGGGAUUCUGGGGGAUGAUCCCGACUGGCACGACCAUGCGCGCGAUCUCUUCUCGAUGAUAACCCAGUUCCGGGGCGAAAUCCGCCAGCCAAUUGUUGGAGUUGGGCACAGCAUGGGCGGGAUGCAACUAGCCCACCUCUCGCUUAUGCACCCGUCCCUAUUCAGCGCAUUAGUUUUAGUUGACCCGACUAUAACGCGCUCAAACGUGGGAUUGAAGUUCGCACAGGCAUCCAUCUAUAGACGGGAUCUCUGGCGGUCUCGCGCGGAAGCAGUGCAAAAAUUCAAUUCUAACCCGUUCUACCAAGCAUGGGAUAAGAGAGUUCUUGAAAAAUGGACGCAGUAUGGACUUCGCGAGCUCCCUACGCUCCUGUAUCCUAUAACGGAUCGGGAUGGACCGGGAGCGGUGACGUUGACGACAACCAAAGCACAAGAGCUGUUCUUUUAUUGCCGUCCCUCGUAUAUAGACGAGCGCUCUGGUCUUCGUUGUGGAGAUCCAAAAGAAGAUAUGCACCCAGACGAUAUUGACGAAGAUUACCCUUUCUACCGCCCAGAGCCGGUGCUGAUGUUCCGCCGGUUACCCGAACUCAAGCCGCCUGUUCUCUAUAUCUUCGGUGGGAAGUCUGAACUGUCAACUCCAGAGGCGCGGAGGGAGAAGAUGGAGAUCACGGGAACAGGUUUGGGUGGGAGCGGCGGUGUAAAGGCUGGCGCAGUGGAAGAGGUUGUUUUGCCGGCCGGUCAUUUAGUGCCCAUGGAGCUUGCGAAGGAGAGUGCGCGGGCUACUGGAGACUUUGUUCAUUCCAGACUGUCGCAGUGGGAGGCGAGAGUGAAGAGAUAUCAAGACGCUUGGCGGGCCGUUCCGCAGGAAGAGAGGGUCCAGGUUGACAAGCAAUGGGAGAAACACUUGGGGGUUUCUAGACGGCCUAAGCUUUGA